Molecule: messenger RNA, 1791 nt
Organism: Cryptomeria japonica (Japanese cedar)
Lineage: Eukaryota; Viridiplantae; Streptophyta; Pinopsida; Cupressales; Cupressaceae
Exons: 18
Coding region: 165-1382 (405 amino acids)
Source: RefSeq, a predicted model, not a curated record
AGAUGCUAACUAAAUACAAUUAGACAUUUUUUUCAAUUAGAAAAAAUAUUACAAUUAGACAAGCGAGCUAUCAAAGAUAAACAGAGUCCAGCGCAAAAUGCUGUAGAAGAAAAACGUCGGUAUUUAAUUCAGAUUAGCCCACUGUAUGCUGAAAGGGUAAUAAUAUGGCAAUGUUUGCUAUCAAAUGGUCAUUCCUAUGCUUGGCGUGCAUACUACUACUACGGUUGGCUGGUGCAGUUACAGCACCUCUAUCCAAUUGCUACACUUUUGACAAAAGUGGCCACAUUUAUGAUUUUACUGAGAUUGCUGAACAGACAUUUGCAUACGAUGGAAAGAAAGAAGCAGAUUUGCCGGACUUGGAGAUCAGAUUUUGUAAUGAUGUACAAAGACGAUCAGAUGAGGGAUAUAUAAACUUUGGACAUUUUGCACCUUUUAAUUACUUUGUCCCUGGAAAUGGAAAUGCAGACUUUGUUCAAGAAUACUAUUUCGGUGAUUUGCAGCAUUGUGAGUUUUAUACCAACAAGCUGGGUCGUACUGCCCAGGUGAAUAUAAUUUGUGGUAAUUGUUCAAAUGGAGCUACUUGCAAAGACGAAAUUGGUUGUAUCUGCAGCGUGUCCUAUAAUUCUCCGAGUUGUAGAGUAAUUGUGGAGUUAGCAAUCUCAUGUGGCCAGCCAGGUCCACGCAUUUUCCAAGGUUUUACUGUUGGAUUUCAUCCAAGAGCAUGGGAAGUGGUCUACAAUGGCAUUACACAAUGGGGCUAUGAAGAGCCUCGAUAUGGCUUCAGCUUUGGAACAGAGGAAACAAAAGUUUCCCUCUAUUUUACGGCAAUUGGUGCUCUUUCCAAACAUGUGAGGAAGCCAACUUAUACGAUCAUUCCAGAGAAUGGUCUUGAGGUCAAGUUGUCAGGCUCCGCUUCAACAGGGGAUCCUCCAACAACGUUAUCUCCAACAAGUUUAGAUGUGAUUUGGAGAUGCGAGAAAGCUCAAGAUACUCCAUAUGCUGUGAACAUCACUGUUCCAAUAGAAGGCUAUCCUCCAGUUCAUUUCUUCUUGGGAAAAUUAUGUGAAUAUAAGCAAGCAAUAAGAAGCAAUAAUACAAAAGGAUGGGCAACAUUUGGUCUACUUUGUUGCAUUUUGAUAGUUUUAUCGACAGCAUUCUGCUGUGCAGGUUUUAUUUACAAAACUCGAGUUGAGCAUCAGCAUGGCCUGUAUGCUCUCCCUGGUAUGACUAUUUUAGCAGCUUGCAUUGAAGUGGCAAGUGGAGCGACCAAUGAUGGCUAUAGUCCAGCUAACAAUAUCAACCAAUCAACAUGGGAAAGGUCCAGUGUUUCAGAUCAUGUUUCACAAAGGGUCCCCGAUAACAAAUAUGGAACAGUAGGAUGAAAUUACAAAGCAAGAUGCAAAAUUUUGAACAGAACAUGUUGGAAAGUUCAGAGCUGAAAAUUCGAACUUUUUAAUACUCAAGAUGAGGAUAUUUUAUUAUUAUGCUGUUAGAAUUACUGUGAAGCGUGAAUAGCAGUUAUUGUUGACAAACCUUGUCUCCUUUUCACAUUCACAUACAGGAACGUUGUAACAUGACCCAGAUUCCUUUGUCAAUUUUCUUCUUUAGAUAAUAAGUUUGCAGUUCCCAAAAGCUUGGUGAGAUAGGUGUAGAUUUAUCGUGGUUAGAAUGCUGGUUUUACAGUAAAGUAGAAGCCACUCAAUAUAUUCUUUGAGUGCGUCAUCAACUAUUGAUCGUCAUGUUUUGACAUUCACUUGCAUUUACGAGUAAAAUGAUCCUUAAAUUGAAUAA